This is a messenger RNA of Drosophila obscura, 1094 nucleotides long. RefSeq lists its product as uncharacterized. The transcript has a single exon. Bases 1 to 981 code for a protein of 326 amino acids. The record is from RefSeq and is a predicted model, not a curated record. NCBI's taxonomy places the organism in Eukaryota, Metazoa, Arthropoda, Insecta, Diptera, Drosophilidae.
AUGAAGUGGAGAAGUUCGUUGCUUUUGCUGGUCGCUCUGUGUGCCAGCUGUCGCGGCAUCUGUGCCAGGGAUCCGCAAGCUGAUCAAUGGGAGGUCCUGUCUGAGUUGGGCAGACAAGUGGAGGAGAUCUAUCGCUAUGAGAUGAGUCGUGGAGCUAAUUCCGAAGAGGUCCUCAACAAGCUACACAGCUCGUCCCAUGAGGUUGUCCUACGGGCUGGUGUCGAGGCCAUAGGUCUGGCUAAUAAGCUGCAAAAUGACAUCACCAAGUCGGUUGCCAGCUUUGUUGAUCGUGUGGGCAUUGCGAUGGGGCAAUUGCAGUCUUUUCUCUUCAGGGAGCGAAACAGGUACAGGAGCCAGUCACUGCAGGAUGCAAUGGAGGUGCUAAGCGAAGUAAAUGCCGCCAUUCUCGAUCUGCGGACCAGCCUGGGGCACAUCAACAGCCAGCAGGCGAGCAACGAUCAGUGGGAGCGGCAGACAGCGGAUGAGUGGAAGCAAAUGGCCCAAGUCCUAGUGGAAAAUGUGAGGCAGUCAACAGCGGGUACGGGCACCGCUAGGGCCAGGAAAAUCACCCAGGGUUUCCGAAUACGCAACGGCCUGCGGCUGCACGCCUGCCAGGAGGAAUACGAAUGGUUUCAGACUCGAUAUUAUCUGGAAUUGCAGGAGCCCCUAGAGAUCUGCCAAAGCUCUACCGAUGAACUGAUUCUAGCCACGGUGAAUUGCCGGAAUUUCAGCAACGAGUGCCACAAUGCCGUAAGAAAAGCUCGCAGUGGACUCAAGGGGGUGCCUGAGGAGCUUGACCGCUUUCGGGACCAGGCCAACCACUUGCUGUUUGUCCGCGAAGAGAGUAUUCAGUGCUUGGCGAAAGUACUGGAGGAAUUUACCGCGGAUAGACUCAUUGUGGAGCGUCAGCUGCAGGACAUCAUCGAACAGUACGAGCAAAAAGUCUCUCCAGAGACUUCAGAGAAAUGGGGUAAUAAUUAGCCUCUCUUCAGCCUUGUAUUUGGCAGGAUAAUAUUAAGUAAGUGCUAUGGCAGCACACAAAAGGGCAAGCAUUUUAAGGGUUUUCCUAUGAUUAUUAUAGAGUAUUCCGUAAA